CCUCUUAAUAAUCAUCUUGGCGGGUCUCAACAUCGAACACUGAUAUAGAGGCCUCUUCAGUGCAUGAUGUCGGUCUUGCAAACCCCACGUUCACGCACGCUCGGCACCAACUAUGGCCGACGACAUCGAAGUCCUUGUACACAUCUCAGCAUCUACUACACGACAGAACGAUGAGCAAUUCCGAGCUCUUGCCGAUGCAUAUAACAACUUUAAACCACGUAGGAUUCAUCGCGAUAAAUCUGCCAGAAAACGAGUGAAAAAGAGCCACGUAGCAGGAUUCCGUGAUCAACCCCCUUCCACUACAGCUCAGAGGACCCCGACUUCAGAGGCUCCCGAAGCACCCGUGCCGACGGGCAGCAAAGAAUCAUACGGCAGCUUCCCGUCCGACCUGUCCUCUGGUGGGCAUCAUCAGGACCAUGGCUCAGUCCCGGACGAUUCAAUGCGCCCACUCAGCCGCUUGGCUCAACUCGAUCGGAGCUAUCUAAGUUGGCGCGCACGUGCAUCGCCCAGAACCAGUUCCAAGCACGAUCAAGGGGAGGUGCAGAUCAGUUCGGAUGGCCUCGAAGAUGCCGACACGGGAUUUAUCGAGGAUUCGCAAUCAGCGUUGCUGGCUGUUCAGAGUCAAUUGCCGGAUACCUUUUCGGCGAUUUCUUCCGACACAUCUGAUGAUGAGUAUCAAGACGAGCCUGAACGACCUUCGCGCAAGUAUAGUCCAGUCGGGAGUCCACCCUGUAGGAUAGCUACAGAAGUGACACUGCCGGCUUUGCUGGAGGACCAGGUACAGGCUGAAUUAGGAGCAAGCCCGUUAAAAGAAAUCGUGGAUGUGUCCGUAAGCACCGGCGACGCUUCUGAAAGUUGCGUUGAUGCCAGUCUCAAUCAAUCGGACUUUUCCGAUCUUCCAAUCGAUGCGUUUCCGCCUCCACCAGCCAUAUCAGUAGCGAGUCAUGCAGCUCUGCCUUCACAGAUAACAAAACACCUCGCGGCCAUCAAGGCCAAGAACCCCAGUCGCUUCAAACCAAAACGGAAACGGAGAACCUUGGAAACCGACGAACGUGGGUAUUGGCGUAUUGACUGCACAAAAUGGCCUCCGAGGAUCCAGCAAGACUUCUGGUCGUCGCUUCAUGAACACGUGUGCAGCGGGCGGAUAGGGUGGGGUGCAACUUUGCAUCGGGAAAGUAGCUCCAUACAUACAUUAGGGCUUGUGAGGCUAUAUUGUUGGGGCGAGCUCAUAGAACACAUGUGGUUACUUAUGUGGAUUUGCUCGAAGGGAAAGGUGUCCGACUUUGGAUCGAAUUGGAUUGAUGCAGACGGCGUUGUGGUAGUUGAGAUGAGUGGUGACAAGAAAGGAAUAUAAUUCAAUAUACAGUUUAUAUAGCUUGUAGUAUCUAUCAUUAUGCC
Molecule: messenger RNA, 1398 nt
Organism: Boeremia exigua
Lineage: Eukaryota; Fungi; Ascomycota; Dothideomycetes; Pleosporales; Didymellaceae
Exons: 1
Coding region: 113-1354 (413 amino acids)
Source: RefSeq, a predicted model, not a curated record